CGGAGAGUACUGCGAAAGCGAGAUAGAAGGAAGAGGAGAGAACGGGAGGGAAGAAGGAGGAGGAUGAGUAGGCUAGGUUUAUAAAAUCACCGAAUGACAGUCCGGAUUGCAUCACAGGUACGGACGCCUCCGAUUGGUUGAAGCACGGUUCUGAAGGAGGGGACAGAGGAAAGACAUCAAGGGCCUAGCUGAGCAUGCGCUAUUGUGUCUCCAGUCAAGCCCGUGUGCGUGUCUAUCUGUACAUAUGUAAGACAAAAUCCUUCUGUAGCUAUAGACAUUGCUGUCUGACGUCCACUGGCGUGGUACACUACAAGAGUAGGAAUUUUCUACUAAGAGCUGGACCUACACACAUCUAGCGCUCCUUUCGGUUUCAUUUGAAGGUUCUUGUUCGGGUUUAGCUUUGGCUGUAGCCUAUCAACCCUAACCUCACCGACACGGGGACUCUAACCCUGAAAAGAAACGCCUGAAAAGAAACGGGUCCUGCCGGUUCUCCUUCCCCAGGGCAGCUCUCUCCUCUCUCUCUCCAUCUCUUUCUCCCACUCUCUCUCGCUUCUCCCACCUACCCCCUCCUCCUCUCCCUCUUUCACCCCUCCCACACAGAUGCACCCCGCUGCCCAGCUCGACAGGAGCGAUGGGAUGUGUCAACUAGUAGAUGACACAGUCCUGGACCAUGUAAGGGAGUUGAAGGAGCAAUCUGCAUUGUUUCUACCGGAGGGAGAGAGCGGAGAGACUGGGAGAGCGAGGGAAGAGGAAGAGGAGGAGGAUACAGGAAUGGGCGUGGGGAAGAAUACCACCGCUAAGUCGAUGGAGGGAGGAGAAGGGGGGAAGUAUGAGGAGGAGAACAAACACAGCGCAGACUUCUACCCCAUUCCGGUGGUGGUGAACGGAGUGGAACAGGCCGCUGGAGAGCAGGACACUGAAAACACUGAGCUGAUGGCCAUCUACACUAAAGAGAACCAGGAAGGAGAGAAGAGUUCCAUGUCGGAGACGUUGGACAGUGCAGACAGUAUGGACGCCAGGAGAAUGGACAUGAUCUACACCAUCGAAGACACACCUCCCUGGUACCUGUGUAUAUUCCUGGGCUUACAGCACUAUCUGACGUGUUUCAGUGGUACCAUCGCAGUGCCGUUCCUGCUAGCUGAAGCCAUGUGUGUAGGAUUUGACCAGUGGGCCACCAGUCAGCUCAUAGGAACGAUCUUCUUCUGUGUGGGAAUUACCACCCUGCUACAGACUACACUGGGCUGCAGGCUUCCUCUGUUCCAGGCGAGUGCAUUUGCCUUCCUGGCUCCCGCCAGAGCAAUCCUGUCACUAGACAAGUGGAAGUGCAACGCUACAGUGGUUCCUCCCAUGUUCAAUGAAACCGAGCUGUUCAACACUGAACACAUCUGGCAUCCCCGGAUUCGAGAGAUCCAGGGGGCUAUCAUUGUGUCGUCUCUGAUAGAGGUGUGUAUCGGCUUCCUGGGGCUUCCAGGGCUCCUGUUGAAAUACAUUGGGCCCCUGACCAUCACCCCGACCGUGGCCCUCAUCGGCCUGUCUGGCUUCCAGGCUGCAGGGGAGAGAGCAGGGAAACACUGGGGCAUCGCCAUGCUGACUAUAUUCCUGGUGUUGCUGUUCUCUCAGUAUGCGAGGAACGUACAGCUUCCUCUGCCCAUCUACAAGGCUAAGAAAGGAUGGACCUCUUAUAGAUUACAGCUCUUCAAGAUGUUCCCCAUCAUCAUGGCCAUCCUGGUGUCAUGGCUGAUCUGUUUCAUCUUCACUGUAACCAACGUUUUCCCGCCGGAGAAAGACAAGUACGGUUACUACGCCCGCACCGACGCACGCCAGGGGAUACUGGCAGCUGCCCCUUGGUUCAAGAUCCCCUACCCCUUUCAGUGGGGUGUUCCUACGGUAACAGCGGCAGGGGUGAUAGGUAUGUUCAGUGCCGUGGUCGCCAGCAUCAUCGAGUCCAUCGGGGACUACUACGCCUGUGCACGACUCUCCUGUGCCCCCCCACCCCCUGUUCACGCCAUCAAUAGGGGUAUAUUUAUGGAAGGUCUGUCCUGCGUGUUGGAUGGGCUGAUGGGGACAGGAAACGGCUCUACUUCCUCCAGUCCUAAUAUAGGUGUGCUGGGCAUCACUAAGGUGGGCAGCCGGCGUGUGAUCCAGUACGGUGCUGCUAUGAUGCUGCUGCUAGGGCUGGUGGGUAAAUUCAGCGCGUUGUUCGCCUCCCUGCCUGACCCUGUCCUGGGGGCGCUGUUCUGUACCCUGUUCGGGAUGAUCACGGCUGUGGGACUGUCCAACCUGCAGUUUGUAGACCUCAACUCCUCCAGGAACCUCUUUGUUCUGGGCUUCUCCAUCUUCUUUGGCCUGGUGCUGCCCAGCUAUCUCAAACAGAACCCUCUGGUCACUGGUAUAGUGUCAAUAGACCAGGUGUUAAACGUGCUCCUGACCACAGCCAUGUUCGUAGGGGGGUCAGUGGCAUUUGUGCUGGACAACACUAUCCCUGGUACCAGGGAGGAGCGAGGGAUCGGGAAGUUGAAGCGAGGGUCGGGACCCAGUGCUGCGGAGCUGGAGGGGAUGAGAACCUACGACCUGCCAUUCGGCAUGGACUUCCUGCGUCGCCACACCGUCUUCCAAUACUUCCCCAUCAGCCCCACCUUCAGCGGCUACCAGUGGAACGCGAUCCGCAAGGCCUGCAGACGUAGGGGUGGACGGGGGGAGGCAGGGAAGCCAGCAGAGAUGGAGGGAGUCACAGAACCAGGGGAGAGCGGGGUAUAGCAGAUGGGUAGAACCGGGGUGGAGGGGAGGGGGAAGGGAUGGAGCUUGGAACCAUGGACGGGAGGAGAGGGAUGGGGGGAAGGGAGGGGUGGAGGUUUUUGGGUUGCGUCAGUGCAGUGUGACAUGCUCAACCCUGUCUUGUAUGUCUGUGUGUGUCUGUAUAACUCCCUGUUUAUGCCCUAUCCAUGCUGUUAUAUGCAUGUUAUAACAGGUGUCAUUAGCGUGUUAUAAUAAUGUCCUUAUAGAGGAGGGUUCAGGUGGAGUUGCAACACUCUCUGGCUCUCGUCUCUGCCUAGUAUGUGUGCAUAAGAGCAGUGUCUUAGACAGCCCCCUUAUUGAGGUCCCUAUCUUCCCAAUACAGUAUUUCUACUGUGUCGUCAAGUUAAAGCACUUAUUUUCAAGGUCAACCUGUCUACAUCAGUCAACCGGUCUACAUUAAUUCCAAGAAAUAAAAGGUUUCUUCUCAGCUGUUGAACCAACUCUGAAUAUAUUAUACUCCCGGUGGCCUCCGCGUGCAUGUGUGUGUAUGCCCACCCAUGACAUUGUGAUGGAGUUGUGUGUGUCACUUGCGCUGGCGCAUUCCCUGUUUAAGAACCGAGACAGACAGAUGGAUGGACAGUAUCUCAUUUACAGCAAAAGUUUUAAAGCUGAAUGAUUGACACAUUACAGACCCAAUGAGAAUCAGACGACGCUAGUCAGUCAGCCCUGUUUAGCAAACCUACACUGCCCACGGUGGUUAUGGGAAAUGUAGUCCUGUUGAAAGGGGACUGGAUGAAAGCUGGAGAGGCUUGAUGCAAAUUCACAUUAGACUAAUAAUUUGCCUGCACACUACAUUUACACACACGCACACACUAGCAAACACAAGCUUAAUUGCAUGCAGACAUGCAGAUAGUGUAGCUGCAAGUGGGUUGUCAAGUGGCAGACCUUAGCCAUGCAAAGUGAUUGUGAUCUUCGUUUCGCACUAUUAGUCGCAAGAGUUAAUGCACAGAAUGUUAGCUGAAACCUGCUCCUCUAUUUGGCUUUUACCCACAUAACACAGCCACACUUCAAACACAACAGAUCACCCAACAAACAGACAAUGUCAUCCACUGGACGAAGGGCCCUCAGUCCCCUAGCCCUAGACACUUCUCCUAGCCCCCUAGUCCUGGACACUUCCCCUAUUCCUGGACACUUCCCCUAUUCCUGGAUACUUCUCCUAGUCCUGGACACUUCUCAUAGCCCCCUAGCCCUAGACACUUCUCCUAGUGCCCUAGUCCAGGACACUUUUCCUAGUCCCCUAGUCCUGGACACAUCUAAAUGACCUCUCAUAGAUCUGAAGGAGAAUGGAUGUAAGUAUCCUGGUAAAAGCUCCUUCUAGCCCUCUAAAGGGAUAGUUGAAGCUAGUACCACUGAUUACACCUGUCUGUUUCUUUCAAUCCAGGAGGUUCCAUGAAGAAGUGUCUAGGCCAGGGGUAAGAGAUAGGGCUGGGGUCGAGGGCUUGAUUUAGGACUGGGAAUGUUGAUGUUCACCCAGUCAGCUUGCAAGCCUUACUGUGUCAGUAUUAUCUUUAGCAUUGUUAACAAACACCACCAAAACCAGCUCUCUCCUGAACGCAUACUCCCUCAACCAGCUGCGGUUAUUGCAACUGGAAUUAAUACGGCAUUUGAAGGUUGACUUAUAAACUGCUUAUAAGCCAUUAUUGGAUAAUUUAACUAGUAUUAACAGCUUGCAAGUCAUUGCUGUAAGUACAUUUAUUAAAAUGUAACAUUUAUUAACAUGUAUUACCUGUAAGGACCUAUAAUCAUAUAGAUCAUCAAUAACAGACUAUACAAUGUAAUAGUUAACAAACUGUGUAACAAUGUUCAUAAGCAGUUCAUAAGGACACUUUCAAAAAUGUUUUCAAAUUCAUACUUUAUUUAGAGAGGCUACAACGCUUUAGCACAAAGCAAAUGCACUUGGUUUGCUAGUUGUGCGAUCACAACGUAGUUUUUAAAAUGCAGACCUUUUUCUAUCUCACUGAUGUCCUUCAUUUUGUUAUUGUGUUCGAUUCAUACUUAGUCUAGUGUUCUGUUGUGUUUGUCAGCACAUUCAUGGUGGAAUAGGUGGUGUGACCACUGCCCAAGCCAUAGCCUGAGUGAAGACCAUGCUAUGAUAAAGGCUUACAUGCAGAGUAACACCAGUGCAUGGUUUACAAAGGAAAGAAAUGGAGAGACGCUCCACAGAUUUAGCUAGGCAAAUUACCAGAAAGACACUUUGAAAUCUUUUGUACCCAGAUGCCUGACAAGUGAAAAAUAGUGAGAGAAAAUAGGUGAUUUUUAUAGUACCAAUCCUAUCCCUGAUCUCCAUAGUCUCCCCUUCCCUCUGCUCUGCCCUACUCUGAUACAGGUGUCAGAGGUCUACACUACUGUUCUGUUCAAGUGAACACAUUGUUUGAUUUACAGACACAAUAGCAUAGUCUUCAGGUUUAAUGGUUGGGGGGUGGGGUAGAGAGUAUUUUAAGAUGUUUAUAGGGGCGGGGGGAGGGGUGUUCUGGGGGUAUUUUUUCACAAUGGAUCACAGACUGUACAAUCUUGUCCUGCACCUAUUGAUUCUGACUAUUGAUUACUAUUAUUGUCAUGAUUGUUACUGGUGUCAUUGUUCAUAUUGUUGACACUGUUCACUUGUUUGGUUUUAUAUGCCACCCUUACCCCUGCCCCCAAUCCUCUCUCCAUCACUCACCUCCCUCACCCUCCCUUCUUCCAUCCUCACAUCAACUGUAGGAAUCUGCACCUCAACUUCAAAUAUAACUUUAUUUACAGUUCCUUUUGAUAUACAAUACAGGUCACACCUCACAAGUUGGAAGUACUCUAAUGACUGACUACACAUUCAGUGGACCAGUAAAUAUCAGUGUAAAGACUAUUGCCAGGUAGUGCUCCCCGACUGUGUGUGGUCGCAUGUUUCAGAGCUGGGGUCAAGUUCAAGUCAAGAAUUCACAAACUGAGGUUGCGUCAGAAAUGGCACCCUAUUCCCUAUAUAGUGCACUGUACUACAUAGAGAAUAGAGUGCCAUUUGGGACACAAUGAGUGUGAUUGACAUGGAGAUGACCCUCUGGAACCUCUGUGUGUCUGGACUGGAGCGCUGCGUUUUACUGUGUGAGCCGUCAUCUAUAGAAAACCCAUGGUUGACUGUUGAGGUAGGGUUGAAUUGGGACUCCUUCUGGCCAGUGUAGUUGUCUAUCAUAAGGCUGCAUAACAUACUUCACUUAAAAAGAUGCACAGAUAUGCAGAAUGAUUGAUCUUUGCAGAACCAGAAUGCAACAGAAGCCCCUGUCCUUUCUUCAUUCUUUCUCAUCAACCAUUUCUCUUACUCUUCUCUUUGUUGCACCAAAACAAUGAGUGGUGAGUCACCGGUUCAGAAAUGCAGAAAUAUAAACCAUUUUAAGUAACAUUUCAGAUUUACUUGGUUUUAGCUCGUUGAUUGUUUUAUUUAUUUAUGAUUAGUAAGAAGGUCAGUGUUUAGUGAAAUGUAUGUGAAGCCUAUUUGUGUGCUUUUAUGCACAUUGUCAGAAAGAUAUUUAUCAGUUUCGAGUUUACUUGUUUCGAGUUUACUGGCCCUAUGAGAAUGUUGUUCAGAUUUCCCACUGAGAUACUGAUAGUGUUACAGUCCCUACAGGCAGCAGGUUGAUGUUACCUCUGGAUACUGAUCACAGAUCAGUUUAGCGUUUUCUCCCCUAAUGAGUAUGGUUAGAAUUGGUUAUGGCUGGUCCUAUAUCUGUGCCUAAGGACAACUUAUAUGUGGAGCUCUAUGGAGGGAGAGGCUCCAGCGAGUGCUCUUAGAACCUGGACAGGGAAAAGCAACAUUCUUACAAAGAUCAUAUAAUCACACAAGGUGCUCUUCUUACAGUAAGUCAUUCCAUGCAUGCUAUAUUUUUAUGAAAGCCCUUUUGAACUGGAAAGUCAUUCCAUGCAUGUUAUAUUUUUAUGAAAACCCUUUUGAACUGGACAUGGCUCAGUUAGGGACCCGGGGUGAGAGGGAAAAGGUUGAAGAGAGGGCGGUUGAAGAGAGGGCAGUCUAGAACAGGGGUUCUCAAACGUUUUAGGUCCGGGGACCCCUUUUGUGAUGUCAAAUUCAUCAGGGACUCUCCUCAUAAUCCGAACACAACUCGAGUGAGAUGAAAAAUUGCAUAUAAGGGAGAACCAAAUCUCAGACCCUGAAAACAAACAUUUUAAAGGCCCAUCUCUUGGCAUCGAAGAGAAAAUGUUGCAGUUUUCAAGCAAAUUUUCUGCAAUUCUACACAUUUUGUCAUGGGGCAGAGAGAUUUUUUGUUGCAGUUUUAAAGCUUAAAUUACGGUGCAUUUUAUAUAUAUUUUUUAUAUUAUUUUGGGGAAUAAAAGGAAAUAUUGAUUUGAAAAGAUGUACCGUGGAUACCAAUAUCCCUGUUAGCCUUCCAAGCCCAUGUUGCCAAGGGUUAAGAACAUACAUUCUAUAUUAAUAAUAUUACAUUGUAUUGGAUUACACCCUCAAUUUAUUCCAUGGAUCACUUGGCCAAAAUGUGUUUAAUCUGUUAGUAAUAUUCAUUAAAAAAUAUAUAUUUUUUACAUUUAGUUUGAUAUAUGUUUCGAUAUCUGUCCGCGGACCCCUUGCAGUACCUCCGGACCCCAUUUUGAGAACCCCUAGUCUAGAAGACCUGUUCUAAUAGCAGGGUUCUGAGAACACCUUGAACAUUUUGCUCUAAACAGACUAACUAGUCAGGGUGUGAAGAGAAGUCGGUAGUCAAUGGUUUUGUAGCAGUGUUUGACACGACUGCAGCGUGCUUGAUUCUGCUUAGAUGAUGGGGUUAUGAGACACAGUUUACCCAGUGAGAAAGUGUUCCCCUGUGGCUUCACAGGCCAUACUGCCUUGCUCUGCUCUGUAGAGCUAGGAACAGGGGAUACGAUAGAUGGAAUAGACCAGACCUUCAACUUGCUGUCUUUUGAAAGGGGGUUGGGGAUGUGGAGUGGGACAGGAGGGGUGUAUUCUGCCACUUCUUGUGGUGAAAUAACUUUGUGUACACACACACACACAUUCAAUAAUGCAAUUUCUAUGAUGUCACCACACGCCAAUGCAACUAGCAGAGUUUUUUCCGUUGUUUCCUUCCUCCCCCUUCUCACCCCUUCCUCAUCCUCCUCCAACCUCCUCCCCUCCACACCUGCAGUGCUCCCCCUUCUCACCCCUUCCUCAUCCUCCUCCAACCUCCUCCCCUCCACACCUGCAGUGCAGAUAUGGUGUAAGUGUCCUCUCCGUUUUAGUGUACCUGUAUUCUCUAUUGAAAUCUUGAUAUUGAUGUUGCUGUAUGCAGGAAUAGACACUGGUUGGCCAACUUAUUAAGAGUCUGUGGAUCCGGGGCAAGGCUCAUUCAAAGUAGAGGCACCCUGACACUGAUCUAAGGUCAGUUUUGCAUUCCUCCCGACUAAUGGUUAAUGUUAGGAUUUGGGGAAGGUAAACUGUUCCUAGAGCGGUGUCAAAGCUCUUCUACCCAAAGUGCUGAUCAGUACUUAGCUUGGUUUGACUUUAAUAUAGCUUUAGUUUGUAAUGCAUGGACCUCCUUGGUGCCGAGAGAGUAUCUUCUCACAGCAUGGAUAGGGUUUAUAAAAACAGAAUUAUACAUAAAACUAUGUUAAAUAAUACUACAAUGUAAACCAGGGGUUUACCAGGCUUACUAUUUCCCAUGUAGUGCACCACUGACUCUGGAAAGUAGUGCACUAGGGGAGUAGGGUGUCAUUUGAGCUUUAGCCCAUAGACCACCUCAUUUGAAGCCAAUGCCUCACCUCUGCAUGUGCUUUCUCACUCAAGGUCAGGAGGUGUAUGACACAAAGAAAUCUAUCCCUUUCAGUUAUUUUGAAGGGGAAGCUACCUGAAGAAUAUACUUUUGUCUAUCUCGAGUGUUUUAUCUUUUCCAAUGUUUUUGUUUUUUUUAUACAUCAUUUUUAUGUUUUUACAAAGAAAUGUUUGUAAGAAAAGAAAUCAUGCCUUUUUAUCUUAAAUUGUCAUGCUGCAAUACGCACCAUUUGUUACAUUUUUAUUUAAUAAAAAAAAAAACAUUUGUUUCUAUUUCGAAUCUGUAGUUUGGUGGAAUACUUUUGUUAGCUGGACAUUUUUUCAUAAUGUAUUUUUCUAACAUUGCUUCCUGUUAUCACGUUAAUACAGUAUCAAUACAAAUUGAGAGAGCUGACUUUAAACAGAUGUAAAAAAUAUAUAAAUGUAUAUUGAAUUGAGUACAAUGUGCUAAGAAACUUCUGGACCAGGCAUUGUGUAUACUAACAGUAGCAACAAAAUGUUAUAUUCUUUGUUCCUAAAGCUAUUUAAUAAGAUGUUACAUAAUUAA
Coregonus clupeaformis (lake whitefish) is the source of this 9080-nucleotide messenger RNA. Its product is annotated as solute carrier family 23 member 2. Gene Ontology annotation, cellular component: membrane. Gene Ontology annotation, biological process: L-ascorbic acid metabolic process; transmembrane transport. Lineage: Eukaryota; Metazoa; Chordata; Actinopteri; Salmoniformes; Salmonidae. The record is from RefSeq and is a predicted model, not a curated record. Gene Ontology annotation, molecular function: transmembrane transporter activity. The transcript is spliced from 16 exons. Bases 601 to 2757 code for a protein of 718 amino acids.